Chrysochloris asiatica (Cape golden mole) is the source of this 2439-nucleotide messenger RNA. RefSeq names its product chromosome alignment maintaining phosphoprotein 1 (gene CHAMP1). Lineage: Eukaryota; Metazoa; Chordata; Mammalia; Afrosoricida; Chrysochloridae. The coding region runs from base 1 to 2439 and encodes 812 amino acids. The record is from RefSeq and is a predicted model, not a curated record. Gene Ontology annotation, cellular component: nucleoplasm; spindle. The transcript has a single exon. Gene Ontology annotation, biological process: attachment of mitotic spindle microtubules to kinetochore; protein localization to microtubule; sister chromatid biorientation.
AUGGAAGUAUUCCAGGACCUUCGUAAGGCCUCGGCACGUCUGGAGUGUGACCACUGCAAUUUUAGGGGCACUGACUAUGAAAGUACCCAAAUCCACAUUGGUACCAUCCACCCAGAAUUCUGUGAUGACAUGGAUACUGGUGGCUUAGGGAAAAUGAUAUUCUACCAGAAAAGCGCCAAACUCUUUCACUGCCACAAGUGCUUCUUCACCAGCAAGAUGUAUUCGAAUGUGUACCAUCACCUCACGGCCAAACACGCAGCCCCAGAGACACGGAGUGAUAAAGCAAAGACGCAGCCCCACAGAGAAGCCGACCCUCUGAAGAGCCCUUCUCUUCCCGACCAACAGAAAAUGUCCUCGAAUUCAGCAGAACUGAAACCUACACCUGUCCCUUCUGUGGAAACUCAGAAACUUGGCCCAGAAUCCCCCAAAUCCACACCACUUCCUUCCCUAGAGCCUCCGAAACCUGGUCCUGGGGUUUCUUCAGAACCACAGACACUUUCUCUUUCUUCCCCCGAGCCUCCAAAACCUGCCUCCAUUUCUCCUCAACUUCCAAAUCCAGUUCCUGUUGCUUCGGAAUCUCACAAACCUGCCCCUGCUCCUUCCCCUUCCCCAGAACCACAGAAACAUGCUCCUGUGUCCGCAGACCCAGUGAAGCCUCCUCUAAUCAGUACCAAGCCCCAGAAACACUCUCAUUUCCCAGAAACAUUGGGGCCGCCUUCAGCCCCAUCUCCAGAAUCCCCAGUUCUGGCGGCUUCCCCGGAACCUUGGGGGCCAUCUCCUACCACGUCUCCAGAAUCUAGGAAACCAGCUCGGACUGCCUCCCCGGAGCCCAGAAAGCCGUCCCCAGCGGAAUCUCCUGACUCUUGGAAGUCAUUCCCUGCUGUCUCCUCUGAGCCUCGGAGACCAGCCCCAGCGGUGUCACCAGGUUCUUGGAAGUCAGGGCCACCUGGGUCUUCCAGACCGUGGAAAUCUAGUCCGUCAGCGUCCUCGGGACCCUGGAAGCCAGCUAAGCCUGCUCCCUCUGUAUCCCCUGGGCCCUGGAAGCCAGCUCCAUCUGUGUCCCCUUCGUCCUGGAAGUCUUCAUCUGUGUCACCUGGUUCUUGGAAAUCUCCCUCUGCGUCUCCUGAAUCGUGGAAGUCUGGCCCGCCGGAACUCCGGAAGACAACACCCACCUUGUCACCUGAACACUGGAAGGCAGCCCCCUCAGUGUCCUCUGAGCACCGUAAAGCAGGAUCUCCCUUGUCUCCUGAGAUUCGAAAACCGUGCCCACCACUAUCCCCAGAGGUCCGCAGCCCCGCUGCUGCGGGGUCUCCAGAACUCAGAAAGCCCUCAGGUUCUCCGGAGCUUUGGAAGAUUUCUCCUGAUCAGCGGAAACCUUCUCCUGCCUCUCUCGAUGUUCCCGAGCCCCAGAAGACUUCCUGUGCCGGUUCUCCUGAUCCCUGGAAGUCUUCCAUUUUUACUGAGCCUCAGAAACCCCCCGUCUUCCCUGAAACUAGGAAAGCAGGGCCUUCUGGCCCCUCCGAGUCCCCGAAAGCAGCCUCAGAGAGCUGGAAGCCUGUCCUCUCUGUGGACACAGAGCCUCGGAAACCUGUGUUUUCAGAGCCCUGCAAAAGCACCCCAGCUGCUGCGCCUCCGGAACCACGCAAACGCGCUCUUUUCCCGGAGCCCAGGAAGCAUGCCCCUUUCCCAGAACUGUCCAAGUCUGCUGUAUUCUCAGAGUCUCAGAAGGCGGUUGAACUUGGUGACGAGCUGCAGAUAGCUGCCAUAGAGGAGCCCAAGUGUGUUUCGGUUCAGGAAGAAGUAACAACACCCCAGAAGCUUGUAGAAGACCCUUUAUUUCCUUCCUCGAAGAAGCUCAAGAAAGACCAUCAAGAGCACUCGGAUGCUGAGCUUAGUAGCAGUGAGUAUGUCAAGACAGAUUUGGAUGCCAUAGACAUUAAGGGCCAAGAGUCGAGCAGUGACCAAGAACAGCUUGACGUGGAAUCCAUUGAUUUUGGUAAGGAGAGCAAAAUGGGUGCGAGUAGCCCAGAGCAGGCCAAAAACGUGCUUCAGUUUACCGAAGACAAAGAGGCUUUCAUUUCUGAAGAGGAGAUCGCAAAAUACAUGAAGCGCGGGAAAGGAAAGUAUUACUGUAAAAUUUGUUGCUGUCGGGCUAUGAAAAAAGGUGCGGUUUUGCACCAUUUGGUUAAUAAGCAUAAUGUUCACAGCCCUUACAAAUGCACAAUUUGUGGGAAGGCUUUUCUUUUGGAAUCUCUCCUUAAAAACCACGUUGCUGCCCAUGGGCAAAGUUUACUUAAAUGCCCACGUUGUAAUUUUGAAUCCAAUUUCCCUAGAGGCUUUAAGAAACACCUAACCCAUUGUCAAAGUCGGCAUAAUGAAGAGGCAAAUAAAAAGCUCCUGGAAGCUGUUGACCCUCUCCCGGAGGAGCAGCAAAUGUAG